This is a messenger RNA of Eremothecium sinecaudum, 852 nucleotides long. It is a transcript of the gene IPK1, whose product is annotated as inositol pentakisphosphate 2-kinase. The coding region runs from base 1 to 852 and encodes 283 amino acids. The transcript has a single exon. Gene Ontology annotation, molecular function: inositol-1,3,4,5,6-pentakisphosphate 2-kinase activity; ATP binding. NCBI's taxonomy places the organism in Eukaryota, Fungi, Ascomycota, Saccharomycetes, Saccharomycetales, Saccharomycetaceae. Gene Ontology annotation, cellular component: nucleus. The record is from RefSeq and is a predicted model, not a curated record. Gene Ontology annotation, biological process: inositol phosphate biosynthetic process.
AUGGACCAAUACGAUGAUGCUAACCCCGAAAUUGUUGGAUUAGGUGCCUCAAACUGCGUUGUCGCUCUAUACCCGAACGAUCCUGUACUAUAUAGGAUAUGUAUAAGAUCCACUAGCCUGCAACGUAAUAACCAGUUUCUUUUGGAAGAUUAUCAUUUCAUCAAUGAGACCAUACGCCCAUUGCUAGAUGAGUUUCUACUCGAAAUGGAACUUACGGCCUUAGAGCCAACGCUAUUUCAAAAGUGCCUGGAACCUUAUGUAAAAAAUUGGGACACUGACACUCUAUGGACUAUGAAAAUUCCUUCACUAAUACCUACUAAUAGUACCAAAAUAAUAAUCGACCAUUAUAGUUCAGUGCAUAUUGCCGUCGAUGGCAUCGUCAGUUGGGAAUUGAAGCCCAAGUGGCUCUACCAAUCCUCUGAGUACUGUAGAAAUUGCACACUCUGUCGCAUAAGAGGUAACUCAUGUAAACAUUGUUAUGCCAAGUUACUGGAGCCUGGGAACCAGAAGAAAAUGGUGGAAUCUAUAUUUGAAGGAAUACCAGUAAUGAGGAGUUUCAUUGAAGCAGCUGCAGAGUAUUUCGUACGGCCAGACAAUAUAUUACAAGUGCUGUACAAAGUACAACGUGACAUUGACUCAGCCCUGCAGCCAAUUGAGUCAGCAAGCGAUGUCACACCUCAGCAUUGCCUUUCCAUGACGCUCAAAGAUGUUUCAUGUUUCUUAUUUUGGCAUCCGGGCAGGGAAAUCAUCCCAAAAGUAAUAGACGUCGACAAGAAGCAACCCUAUCGGUGGACGAACUGGGCAGCGAUUGAAUCGCGAAUUGAGGAGUUCAGCGAGAAAGUAAUCCACUAA